Neolamprologus brichardi is the source of this 1227-nucleotide messenger RNA. RefSeq names its product putative G protein-coupled receptor 148. NCBI's taxonomy places the organism in Eukaryota, Metazoa, Chordata, Actinopteri, Cichliformes, Cichlidae. The record is from RefSeq and is a predicted model, not a curated record. Gene Ontology annotation, biological process: G protein-coupled receptor signaling pathway; detection of chemical stimulus involved in sensory perception of smell. Gene Ontology annotation, molecular function: olfactory receptor activity; G protein-coupled receptor activity; odorant binding. Gene Ontology annotation, cellular component: membrane.
GGGACUGUGAUCAUAAAACACCCUUGUGUCGCCAUCUGCACUUCCUCCGUGACUCACAGGUACAAUGACAUCACCGAUACCAAUUUCAAACAUCACGCAGGAGUGGGUGGAGGUCCUGGAGAAAUGGCACCUGGAUUUGUUUUUGAUCCCCACAAUAGUCAUCACUCUUCCCACCUUGCUGGCCAGCCCUGUUCUCCUGGUAAGCAUUUUCCUAUCCCGUGCCCUGCGCCAGGAGACGCGUUACCUGCUACUGGCCAACAUCCUGGUGGCCGACCUGUUUUUGGUCCUCCUCAACUUGGCCACAUUGAUUUGUAACGCCUUGAGAGCGCCAAUGCAAUGGUUGGGUUGUGAGCUGGUCACCGCUCUCACCGUCACCAGCUACUGCUGUGCCAUUUACACGGUCACGCUCAUGGUGGUCGACACCUAUGCUGCUGUUCGCUGGCCUCUCCGUUACCGUGACGUUAUUCCACCUUCCCGCACCUACUGCAUACUGGUGGGGGUGUGGGUGUUAGCAGCCAUAUACCCUUUCACAGUGAUGAUCAAGACGCAGGUAGCGAGUGGGAACUUCCAUGAAAAGCUACCCGUGUGUCUGGUCCUCAUCUCCCUUGGAUUCAUUCAGGCCAGGAACAUGACUGGGAUCUACAUCUACUUCUUCGUAGCUGCACUCAUGUGUUCACUGCUCAUUUCUUACUGCUACAUUCGCCUCUACAUGGUAACGAGGACACAAGGAAUCUGGCAUAGCCGCUUCUCCAGGGCCAGGGUCACCCUGCUGGCCCACGGGGUUCUGCUCCUGCUCUACUUUGCCCCCGGCUUCCUUUUUACCAUGGAGCUCGUUCUAAUAGACAGGAAAGACAUACCUCAGGAUGUUCGCGUGUGGGUCUCCACAGUCAAUAUGUGUGUUUUUAUGUUGCUGCCCAGGGUAUUUGCUCCUUACCUGUAUGGGAUCAGGUACAGAGAGAUCUCAGACACAGUAAUGCUGCUGCUGCUGCACCAGCACAGGAGACUCAGCCAGGCCGCAGCUGCGUAAAGAACUGCUGUGUUUUUGAACGACUUCUAAAGAGUCAGAGUUUUAUCUACACGAUCUGUAAAAAUGCCAAGAAUCAAACUGUCAUAGAGAAACGCCGCAUUUUAUUUUAUUUUAUAGUUUAGUCUGUAGGAGUUAGAUUUCACCAAAUCUAGAACUUAGACUCUGUGUUCCAGCUACAUUAAUAAUGCAAUAUCGCCAAU